AGAGGCAAAGAAAGCCAGGCGCCGCUUCCGGGCCCGGACCCCGGAAGUGAGCGGAAGCCUUUUCCUUCUUCUUCCCGUAGAAGCGUUUCCCCGCCCUAAACGGUCCGCUUUGUUUUCCGGCCUAACUUGCCCCUCCCGAAAGCGCCGCCAUGGCCGUUCCGGCUCCGGGCUGCAGCCUGAAAGACGAGCUGCUGUGCCCGAUCUGCCUGGGCCUCUACCAGGAGCCGGUGAGCUUCGGCUGCGAGCACUACUUCUGCCGCCGCUGCAUCUCCGAGCACUGGAGCCGGCAGGAGGCGCAGGCGGCGCCCGCCCGGGAUUGCCCCGAGUGCCGCCGGGCUUUCUCCGCGCCGGCUCUGGCGCCCAGCCUCAAGCUGGCUAACAUCGUCGAGCGCUUCGCCGCCUUCCCGCCCGAGGCCUCCCUGGGCGUCGGCGGGAGGGGAGGCCGAGGCGGAGGGACGCCGCCUUGCGGGAAAGCCCACGCCAAAGUGCGGCUCUUCUGCCUGACCGACCGCGCCGUCGUCUGCUUCUUCUGCGACCGGCCCGCCCUGCACGAGCAGCACCAGGUCACCGGCCUAGACGAGGCCUUCGAGGAGAUGCAGAGGGAACUAAAGGAGCAGCUGCAGACCCUCCAGGACAGCGAGCGUGGGCACACGGAGGCCCUGGCUCUGCUGAAGCACCAGCUGGCUGAGACUAAGUCCUCGGCCAAGAGCUUACGGGCCACCAUCGGCGAGGCCUUUGAGCGGCUUCACCGGCUGCUCCGUGAACGCCAGAAGGCCAUGCUGGAGGAGCUGGAGGCCGACACGGCCCGGACGCUGAACGACAUUGAGCAGAAGAUCCAGCGCUACGGCCUGCAGCUGCGCAAGGUGCAGGAAGGUAGCCAGAUCCUGCAGGAACGGCUGGCAGAAACUGACAAGCACACCUUCCUGGCAGGCAUAGCCUCUCUCUCGGAGAGGCUGAAGGGGAAGAUCCACGAAACUAGCCUCACCUACGAGGACUUCCCCACUUCCAAGUACAUGGGGCCUCUGCAGUACACCAUCUGGAAAUCCCUCUUCCAGGAUAUCCAGCCAGUGCCUGCCACGCUGACCCUGGACCCGGCCACCGCUCACCAGCGCCUGAUCCUCUCCGACGACUGCACCCUCGUCUCCUACGGCAACUUGCACCCGCAGCCGCUGCAGGACUCGCCCAAGCGCUUCGACGUGGAGGUGUCGGUGCUGGGCUCGGAGGCCUUCAACAGCGGCAUCCACUACUGGGAGGUGGUGGUCUCGGAGAAGACCCAGUGGAUGAUCGGGCUGGCCCACGAGGCCGUCACCCGCAAGGGCAACAUCCAGAUCCAGCCCAGCCACGGCUUCUACUGCAUCGUCAUGCACGACGGCAACCAGUACAGCGCCUGCACCGAGCCCUGGACGCGGCUGAACGUCAAGAGCAAGCUGGAGAAAGUCGGGGUCUUCUUGGAUUACGCCAAGGGGCUGCUCAUUUUCUACAACGCCGACGACAUGUCCUGGCUUUACACCUUCCGCGAAAAGUUCCCCGGGAAACUCUGCUCCUACUUCAGCCCCGGACAGAGCCACGCCAACGGGAAGAACGUGCAGCCGCUUCGGAUCAACACCAUCCGCAUCUGAGGGCUCUCCCGGCCGCGUACGUUCCCAAGUGCAGAACGGCGGAAUUAGUUCCGACCGCGGGCAGAAGGGAUAUAUCGUCCCGAGCCUCCUGGAGUGAACAAAUCGGGGGGGAGUCGGGCUGGUGUGAGCCUUCCUCUAGGGCAGAGCGUGGGAAGCGGCUCUGUGGACGACGGCCUUGGGACUCUCUCCUCGGGGAUCUACGACAUUCGCCACUUCUUAGAUGCAAAAAAAAGGAAGGAUAUACUGGACAGGGUGUGUUUUAAGAUGCAGGGAUGUCUGGUGUCUUUUUGUCAGCCUUAUUCGGGCUGUUUUUUGUUAUUUGCAUGCUUUUCCCCAAAGUUCCCCAUCCUGUCAUUUUUUGCAAAACUAGGGAGAGAGGGAGGGAGGGAAGGAACGCCAAGCAUCUUAGCUGGUUUCGAUUCCUGCUCGUAAACCGGGCAUGAAAGCGAAGGGAAUAAGCGGACCAGUCAUUAAAAUAAAACGGGGCUUACAGGUCUUCAUUCUCGCCGGGAGGUUUGUGUCGUGACUCGCACAGGAUGCGCGUGUUAUUUAUAAAAGGGGUGGGGGGCAAAAUUAGAAUUAUUGGCUGUUUGCAGUGCUAAACGGUUCUGCACUUGCCAGCCUGCACCUACAGAGACGGAGGGUCGAGGUGGCAUUCAAUGCAACCUGUUGCACCUGGCUGCUGGAUUAAUCAAUCCCUGUUCUGGGAAGCCUCUAGAGCCAACAAGGGUUGUGCUGACCAGUCGAAAGCCCACCGUGUGGUUAAGUGAAGCUGUCUUGGGUGCAAAACCUCCCCGCUUCCGUUUCACAAUACAAGCGUUGGGAAGGAAUCCACAAAGGGCAGACUUGGUGCUUAAAACACAGCAAUCUUUUUGAUCCAAACGUGUGACAUUCAAAGAUGGCCACAAGAGGGCAGUGUUGGCUUAAUUCAUGCCAUGUGUGGGAUUUUUUUUUGUGGGGGGGGGUGUCCCUGCUGGGUGGGGGUUUAAAGGGUGUUUGUCUGUGGAGGAAAAUGCUCUUUGAUGGAAGUUUGGGCAGGGGGAUGGUUGUGCGGGGUCUCCCUUGCCAGAGGUAAACCAUUUUAUGUAAACCUUUCAACGGUGGCUCUUCCGUUAAAAGUCUGUAAUUAAAAAGUUUGGCUAAUGAACGGAGCUUUCUCGCAACACUUAAAUCUUUUAUGAAUUUGGGGUGGGGGA
This is a messenger RNA of Pseudonaja textilis, 2815 nucleotides long. It is a transcript of the gene ERMAP, whose product is annotated as erythroblast membrane associated protein (Scianna blood group). The record is from RefSeq and is a predicted model, not a curated record. Lineage: Eukaryota; Metazoa; Chordata; Lepidosauria; Squamata; Elapidae. Gene Ontology annotation, molecular function: protein binding.